AGCAGCAGGUGUUGCUCUGAGUCCUAGACAACCUCCAGCAGCCAGGAAGAAGCGCCAUGCCCAAGCAAGCUGUAGUGACCUUGCGCUACGGGCCCUACAGCGCGGUGGGUCUGUCCGUGGAGCACCGCACCUACCGACUAGAGGGUCUGCAAGCGGUGUUGACCAAAGAUGGGCAUCAGGUCAUCCUGGAGCAGAUAGAGGACUGGAAUCUGGUGGAGCUUGUGGUGAAUGAAGAAACAGUCUUCCAGUGUGAUAUUCAAGACCUGGAGUUUGGGGGUGACGGUAAACUAGACCCGCUGUGUGAAGAGGCCAGGAUAGCUGUGCUAAAUGCCUUCUGAUCUCAUGGAGCAGACAGAAGAAACCCAGCUAUGCCCUCCAAUCUACAACUGGGCAUAUGGACGGUGGGUGCCACCAAUUAGAACACGGCAAUGGCACCUGUCCUCUAGUCUGGACAGUUUGGGUUUCUCAUCUUGCUGCACAGACUCACAAAAAUAAUAAAAACCACUCACUUGCA
Mesocricetus auratus (golden hamster) is the source of this 514-nucleotide messenger RNA. It is a transcript of the gene CUNH10orf53, whose product is annotated as chromosome unknown C10orf53 homolog. The coding region runs from base 57 to 338 and encodes 93 amino acids. NCBI's taxonomy places the organism in Eukaryota, Metazoa, Chordata, Mammalia, Rodentia, Cricetidae. The transcript is spliced from 3 exons. The record is from RefSeq and is a predicted model, not a curated record.